AUGAAGUUCACGUCUGCGAACUCGAUGCUUUUGGCAUCGUUCCUAAUCUCUGGCGUAGUAUCAACGCCACACCCGCAGCAACCUGCCUCGACUCCCGGUGGUCCUGGUCAAGGGCAACCUACCACCACCCAACCCGCUCCUGGCCAGCCCACAAGCCCAGGCAAUCCUGAGCAGCCGGUACCUCGUGAUGUCUGCGAUGGCAACACUGCAUCCACGCGCUCAGAGUGGUGCGAUUACUCCAUUGAUACCGACUAUACAUCCACCUCUCCGGAUACCGGAGUGACGAGGGAGUAUUGGUUUGAACUCACUGAUGUCACCGUCUCCCCUGAUGGCGUCUCACGCACUGCCAUGGCCGUCAAUGGCUCCAUUCCCGGCCCCACCAUCAUUGCCGACUGGGGUGACACUGUCGUGGUCCAUGUUACCAACUCUCUGACUACAUCCUUGAACGGCACGAGCCUGCACUUCCACGGUAUCCGCCAAAACUACACCAACCAGAACGACGGUGUGAGCUCCAUCACCCAGUGCCCCACUGCAGUUGGAUCAAGUGUAACCUAUACCUGGAAGGCUGAGCAAUAUGGUUCUUCAUGGUAUCACUCCCACUUCUCGCUUCAGGCCUGGCAGGGAGUCUUUGGCGGUAUCAUUAUCAACGGACCGGCCACCGCCGAUUACGAUGAGGACCUUGGAAACCUCUUCCUGAACGACUGGGACCAUCAGACUGUCGAUGAGCUCUACGACUACGCCCAGACAGUUGGACCUCCUACUCUUGACAAUGGUCUUAUCAACGGCACCAACGUUUACGAUGAUGGUGGCUCUCGCUUCACUACUUCCUGGGUGUCGGGAACUACUUACCGCCUCCGUCUAGUCAACGGUGCCGUCGACACACACUGGAAGUUCAUGGUGGACAACCACACCAUGACUGUCAUUGCAUCUGACUUUGUGCCCAUCCAGCCUUAUACAGCAGACUAUAUCAACAUUGGCAUGGGUCAACGCUACGAUGUUCUCAUCACUGCCGACCAGGCUGAUGUGGCUGACCAGUUCUGGAUGCGCGCCAUUCCCCAAUCGGCCUGCUCUGAUAAUGACAAUGCAGACAACAUUCUCGGUAUAGUGACCUAUGUUGACGAUACCACCACGGAGCCCACUACGACUGGUUAUGACUACGGCUCCGACACUUGCGAUGACGAGACCGACAACUUGGUCCCGUAUAUUUCCAAGACGGUGGGCGAUGUUGAGCUACAAGUCGCCGAGGACGCUUCCAUUGCGCUUGAUGGAACUCUCUUCAAGUGGACGCUCAACUCGACGUCGCUGCUGACGGACUGGGCCAACCCCACGCUGAUGCAAGUGCUGGACGGAACCGACGAGUUUGAGACUGACGACGCCGUCAUUCACCUCGAGACAGCCAACGAGUGGUUCUACCUCGUUAUUGAGACCUCUCUAGCUGUGACGCACCCUAUCCACUUGCACGGUCACGAUUUCUUCAUCCUGGCUCAGGGUACUGGAACGUACUCGACCGACGUGACGCUCAACCUGGACAACCCUCCUCGUCGUGAUGUCGCCAUGCUACCCGCCAGUGGUUAUCUGGUCAUGGCCUGGGAGACGGACAACCCCGGUGUCUGGCUGCUUCACUGCCACAUUGGCUGGCACACCAGUGAGGGCUUUGCUCUGCAAUUUGUAGAGCGGUUCGACGAGAUCGCUGACAUGAUGGACUCGACGUACGUGAGCGAUCAGUGUGAUGCCUGGUCCACGUUCCAAGACGAGAACAGCAUUGAGCAGAUUGAUUCUGGCAUUUAG
Messenger RNA from Pestalotiopsis fici W106-1, 1788 nucleotides. RefSeq lists its product as uncharacterized. The record is from RefSeq and is a predicted model, not a curated record. Gene Ontology annotation, molecular function: copper ion binding; oxidoreductase activity. Bases 1 to 1788 code for a protein of 595 amino acids. Lineage: Eukaryota; Fungi; Ascomycota; Sordariomycetes; Amphisphaeriales; Sporocadaceae. The transcript is spliced from 5 exons.